UUACACUAGAAAUAUUCACCAAGAGAAACGUCUCUUUGGCUCUUCCAUUUCAUAGAUUCCUUCUUGGUCGACAAUGCUUUAUUCCGAGCGAUAAGGUUGAAUGCCAUUUUGAGGUAAUUCUUCCGAAAACUGUGCAAGCAUUUUGCAACACACCCACAAAAAUGGAUUCACUAGCUUUUUGUUUGUGCAAUACGUUUUCUCACUGAGGUUUAUACUUUGAAGAUUGAAGCAAGUAUAAAUCCCAUCACCAUUCAAUAUGCAGCGAGCGGCAUUCACGUCCAAGAUUCCCACCGGGUCGUUAGUCCCAAAACGCUCUUUGGCCAACCGGGAACCCGGAGUGCAUGGAGAAUCGAAUGGAAAACGCUCCGUCAUCAAGCCAAUUUUAAAGCCAAACCAGAUGCAGCAGUGGAACGAGCGAAUGAUUGAAGAUGAAACGCCUCCACCUCUGGUUCCCAGUGAAGUAAUUCUCGUUGAUGAUGACGAGGAUUUGUUCGACUGGGAGCCAUUGGAUGCAACGGAGAUGGAGAUGGCGGUGUUCCAGAGAAUGAAGUUUGAGAGAGAUCUUCGGAAGGCGCAAGCAGAGAAUAUCAAACUGCGGCAGGAAAAUCAACGACUGAAAGCGACAAAAGGGGUAAGUUUUCUCAAUCGUUGUCGUUUUGAAUCCUUACUAUUAAUGAUAGGCGAGAUAGCGGAAUCAAUUUUAUGUUAUGGUUUUUGGUUAUUGUUGUGAGUUGUUAUUGUAGUCUUUAUUUUUGUUCGUUUGUUGCAUUCAGUUUUAAUAUAUUUCUGUAUUUUGUUGUGGUUUUUUAUUCAGAUUUCUGUAUUGUGGUUUUAGAUUUUUCCUUUGUUGAUUUUGAUUGAUUAGUUGU
Molecule: messenger RNA, 869 nt
Organism: Toxorhynchites rutilus septentrionalis
Lineage: Eukaryota; Metazoa; Arthropoda; Insecta; Diptera; Culicidae
Exons: 3
Coding region: 257-730 (157 amino acids)
Source: RefSeq, a predicted model, not a curated record